Molecule: messenger RNA, 906 nt
Organism: Aspergillus nidulans FGSC A4
Lineage: Eukaryota; Fungi; Ascomycota; Eurotiomycetes; Eurotiales; Aspergillaceae
Exons: 4
Coding region: 1-750 (249 amino acids)
Molecular function (GO): oxidoreductase activity, acting on the CH-OH group of donors, NAD or NADP as acceptor
Source: RefSeq, a predicted model, not a curated record
AUGGUCCUCUCCCAACCCCCGAAUCAGCAUGUCACCAAGGCCUUUGACCUGACCGGCAAAGUCGCCGCCGUUACUGGAGGGGCUCGCGGUAUAGGCCUUGAGGUCUCUCGUGGCCUAGCAGAGGCUGGUGCCAAUGUGGCUAUCAUUUAUAACUCUUCCCCCACUGCGAUUGAGACGGCCGCAGAAAUCGCAGCGGCAAACAACGUUACAGCCCGCGCCUACAGAGCGAAUGUAACUGACCAAGCAGAGAUCGAGAAAACAGUUCAGCAGAUCAAGAAAGACUUUGGACAUCUGGACAUCAUCGUUGUCAACUCUGGUAUUACCUCCAAUAUUCCAGCAGAGGAUUACAGUGUCGAGGAAUGGCGGAAGAUCAUGGGCGUCAACCUCGAUGGCGCCUUCUACUCUGCCCAGGCUGCAGCGAAGAUUUUCAAGGAACAAGGUCGGGGCAAUGUGAUAUUCACUGCGUCUUACAACGCAUCCAAGGCGGCCGUGGUCCAACUAGCACGAUGCCUGUCUGUAGAAUGGGUCGACUUCUGUCGCGUCAAUUGCAUCUCGCCGGGCUUCAUCGAGACAGAGAUACUCGAUGCUCAUCCGCAGGAAUGGAGAGCGAAGUGGCACAGCAUGAUUCCAGCGCAGCGGAUGGCACAGGCUUAUGAGCUGAAGGGAGCGUAUGUCUUUUGUGCGUCGGACGCCUCGAGUUACAUGACCGGCGCGGAUAUUGUGAUCGAUGGUGGAUACACCCUUCCCUAGGUUGUCCCGUCGAGAACCCAACCAACGUAUUUCUGGCCCUGCGUUAAAUAGCGUAUUGCUAGGGAAAAUUCUUGCUUGAGACAAAACAGAUACAUUGUUAGAUCUGGUAUUGGGUCAACUUGCAUCUAAAACGCAAUUGAUCGACUUAAAUGUCCG